Oryctolagus cuniculus (rabbit) is the source of this 448-nucleotide messenger RNA. The record is from RefSeq and is a predicted model, not a curated record. NCBI's taxonomy places the organism in Eukaryota, Metazoa, Chordata, Mammalia, Lagomorpha, Leporidae.
UAAAAUAGUGUAGUAGUGGAAGUUUCCAAGAUGCCACCCAAAGGAAAAAGUGGUUCCGGAAAAGGGGGGAAAGGAGGAGCAGCUUCUGGGAGUGACAAUGCGGACAAAAAGGCUCAGGGUCCCAAAGGUGGUGGCAAUGCAGUAAAGGUCAGACACAUUCUGUGUGAAAAGCAUGGCAAAAUCAUGGAAGCCAUGGAAAAAUUAAAGUCCGGAAUGAAAUUCAGUGAAGUGGCCGCACAAUAUAGUGAAGAUAAAGCCAGGCAAGGGGGCGACUUGGGUUGGAUGACCAGAGGGUCCAUGGUGGGACCAUUUCAAGAAGCAGCAUUUGCCUUGCCUGUGAGUGGGAUGGAUAAGCCUGUGUCCACAGAUCCACCAGUUAAGACAAAAUUUGGAUAUCAUAUCAUUAUGGUUGAAGGGAGAAAAUAAAAUCAUAUGAAUAAAGUUGAAA